CUUAGGCAAACAGGACAGUCGCCAGGUCUAGUCUAGUCUAGUCUAUACACCACUGCAGGAGCACUAUCCCUGCACAAUAGCGGCGGUCGGGGUUGCAUCCAGCCUAGUACUUUUCUUUCUUCUUGUAUCUGAAGAAUGACGAUAUGAUGCAUGACAACCCGUUUUUUUCCCCCCUUUCGCCAGGUGCUGUCAAGCCGAGAAGGGACCGGAUUGUGAAUCUAGGAGAGUUGAUUAGCUGCCAAAUUUCAUGCCUGGGUUCGGGGUUUCGAUUCUACGACAGAAAGGAGGGGAGAGAAUGUCGGUUGUUGCGUCAUUUGUGUCAAGUGUCUUUGGAGUUGUAGGGCCGAUGGCGUUGGUGGUUGAGGAAGGGAAGGGAUGGAAGAGGGAACUUGGAAGGGAGGAAGGGUUUCAGUAUGGCGGUGGUGGUUUGUGCCUUCAUGCCGCAAAGCCCUACCUACAUACAUCCAUCCAUCCUGCACAGUGCCUGCAGAACAUACAACUUCUCUACGCCCUACACACAAGGCGAAUUUUAGAUUCCGUGGUAUCCAGGGGAAAAGCAGGAGACCAUACACAAACCAGUCAGGCUUGAGACGUAGGAAAUAUGCU
Molecule: messenger RNA, 606 nt
Organism: Aspergillus brunneoviolaceus CBS 621.78
Lineage: Eukaryota; Fungi; Ascomycota; Eurotiomycetes; Eurotiales; Aspergillaceae
Exons: 1
Coding region: 296-589 (97 amino acids)
Source: RefSeq, a predicted model, not a curated record